UUGAAGUGCAGUUGUUGAAUUUUGCGGACUUUGGUUGUUGCUUAUUCUGCCUGAAAAGUGAACGGCGGGCACAUGCAGACAUUGGGUACCCCUCCACCCACGCCUGCUUUUGAAAACCGCGCCCGUCUCCUGAAAGUAUUGUCUGUUUCGUAUAACCGUUUAUCUUGCACUUUAGGGGACAUUAUAUUCAGGCCAACCUCAGCGGGAUGCUCAUCAGCUGAGCAAAGUUUCGGUUUUGCGGGUUAUGCAAGAUCUAAGGAAUUGUCGCUCCCUUAUCGUUGUGGGUUCAGUAGUUCGGACCAGCCUCACCUAGAAGUAGGAAAGAGCUGUCUCCCUAAAAAGCUAGAGGAAGUAAACGAUUGAAGCAAACUGUGGACCCACUGAAUAUUGGACUAAGAGAUCAGAGAAGGCAUAGCAUUCCUAAAGUGUAGCUGUUCUGAGUUUACUGGGUUGAAGCAACGGACAUCCAACCAUGUCAAUAGCCCUGAAGCAAGUAUUCAAUAAAGACAAGACCUUUCGGCCAAAGAGGAAAUUUGAACCAGGUACUCAAAGAUUUGAACUCCAUAAGAAAGCACAGGCCUCAUUAAGCUCAGGAGUGGACCUGAAGGGAGCUGUCCAGCUACCCAGUGGUGAAGACCUUAAUGAUUGGAUUGCAGUUCAUGUGGUGGACUUCUUUAAUCGCAUUAACCUGAUCUAUGGGACAAUCUGUGAGUUCUGUACUGAAAGAAGCUGCCCUAUCAUGUCAGGUGGACAGAAGUAUGAAUACCGGUGGCAGGACGAUCACAAAUACAAAAGACCCACUGCCCUUCCAGCUCCUCAGUACAUGAGCCUAUUGAUGGAUUGGAUUGAGGUCCAAAUCAAUAAUGAAGAAAUCUUCCCAACAAGCAUUGGAAUCCCCUUUCCCAAGAACUUUCUUCAGAUUUGCAAGAAGAUUCUGUGUCGACUCUUUCGAGUCUUCGUCCAUGUUUACAUUCAUCACUUUGAUCGGCUUGGCACCAUGGGAGCAGAAGCACAUGUUAAUACCUGCUAUAAACACUUUUAUUACUUUGUAACAGAAUUUAACCUUGUAGACCGCAAGGAAUUAGAACCUUUGAGACAGCAAAGUUGGAGGCUGGAGGGCAACCAAAUAUCAGUGACAAGAUGACCAGGGCCAUAUUUGGUUGCAGUUGAACCUUCACCGUGGACUUCCUAACUUGUUGCCUUCUCACCCUCUUGACGGGAGGAAAUCAGAUCAGAAAGGAGAGUGGAGGAAAGUAAAAUUAAAGGCUGCAUUUGCUGACACCAGCUAUUGCUCAUUAUGCUUCAUUUUGAAUUGCAUGUAUACAUACAAAUAGGCUUAGGGGUCAUGGCCCAGAGGUUGGGAGACAUCAAAUCCCAGGAAGUGGGAGAAGGAGUAGAGGUCAGUACCAGGAACCUGGUUUGACAGAGGUGAGGGUGGAGUGUGGAGACCAGGACUGGGAUGGAGUAUAUGGGGUGGUUUUGUGAUGUUCCCAUGGGUUUGCUGCUUUUGUCCUUCUAGGUAGUACUGCUAUUGGGUUUAGAAGAGGCUGUUGAAGAAUGCUUGACAAGUUGAGAAUUGGGAGGUCAGUUCCCAACUGUUGAUUUGCUCUUUCUCUGGACAAUAAUAAUAACAGGAUGUUGACUGGGAGUUCUGGUGUUGGUAAUGGCAUUGAAGAUCAAGAGGUGAUGGUCAGAUUAUCUCUUGUUGGAUAUGGCUUUUGUCUCAUACUUACAUGGCACAGGUGUUACUUGCCACUUACCAACCAAGCCUGAAUGUUGUCCAGGUCUUGCUGCAUAUGGACAUGGACAGGUUCAGUAUCUGAAGUAUUGCAAAUGGUGCUAAGUGUUGUUUAAAGAUCAGUGAGCAUCCCUACUUCUGAUCCAAUAUGAAACAAACAUCAUUAAUGAAUCAGCUGAAGAUGGCUGGACCUAAGGCACUAUCCUGAGGAAUUCCAGUGGCGAUGUCCUGGAAAUGAUUUGCAUGUGAUGUUUUGUCAAACGUAAGACCCAUAUCUCCUGACUCUCUAGUUUGAAUUGAACCUGGCUCUGCAGAUGGGCUGGGAGACAGAGGGAACCAGUAAGAUCACAGAAAACUUUUUAAUUUAACCUUCUGCAUCAUGAGGCCAUUAGGAGCAGCCUAGGGUGUAAGGAUUUAGGAGGCAGUUAAAAGACUAAAGGCAAGAAAGAUAGCUACAGUGAUGCCAACAAUUCCCCAGAUAGGUAGCCUUUUAGCUUUUCCUUCAGUUUUAUAUCUUUGCCUGCUUGUAUGAGGCCCCUGGACCACAUCUUGGCUCAGCACUAACCAUUGCUUGGCUGCUAUCCAUCCAAUUGGCCAUGCUUGACAGGAUGGUAAUCCUGGUGGCAGGCACAGAAUUUGUUGCCACCUGUGAAAUACAGGGGAAGCCCCACCACUCACCCAUAUGCAACCUAAUGACGUCAGGACAUCUACAUUGACAGCAAUGUCCUGAUCUAUAAUUUACUAUACAAAAUGAAGUUUGACAAGACACCAUUCUUCUAACAUUGCACGUUGGGUGUACAUACAUUACAUUAACUGCAGCACUUCAAGAAGCUGGUUCAUCUUCUCAAAGCUAAUUACAGAUGAUGUACCCCCCAACAGUCACAUCCUACGGAAAAACUAAAAACAUGUCCAUAUACUUCCCUGCUUUAUCCUCCCUGGCACAGUUCAUUUCUCACAAUUUUGCCCUAGAAUGUGGAGCCGAGUUUCCCACUUGAGAUCAGCAGGUUUUACUGCUCAGAUGUUCAAUU
Stegostoma tigrinum is the source of this 2766-nucleotide messenger RNA. RefSeq names its product MOB kinase activator 3B. NCBI's taxonomy places the organism in Eukaryota, Metazoa, Chordata, Chondrichthyes, Orectolobiformes, Stegostomatidae. Gene Ontology annotation, molecular function: protein kinase activator activity. Gene Ontology annotation, biological process: positive regulation of protein phosphorylation; signal transduction. The record is from RefSeq and is a predicted model, not a curated record. Gene Ontology annotation, cellular component: nucleus; cytoplasm. The transcript is spliced from 4 exons. Bases 473 to 1144 code for a protein of 223 amino acids.